UUGCAGGCACGAAAGCGCAGCCGGGCUGCCGCAUACAUGCAAAAUGAGACGUCUCGCGUGACGCUGCCACCAUGAGAAGGAGGUGGUGGGCAGCCCUCUGCCUCUGCACUGCUGCGGCCAAGGAGGGCGGCCUCCACAAAUUCGAGCGCCGCCAGCAGCAGCACCUCCGCAAGCACACGCCGGCGCCGACGCGGGCGCCGACGCCCGUGGGGCCCACCCAAGUACCGACGACGCGCAUGCCCACCGACGAGGGCCCGACGCCGCCGCCGACGACGCUUGCGCCGGCCGCGGCGCCCAUGCAACAUGAUAUCAAUGUGGUGGUUGCCUGUUCCAAGGCGCACUACACGGGAGCUUUGGCGGUCGUCGCGUCGGCGACGAACGCCACGCGUUCACAGCGACACCGGCUCCGUUUUUUACUUUUAGUUGAUGACGCUGCCAAGGUCGAGAGCAUAGGACGCGCGGCCCGCUGCGCUGUUGAGAACAAAGCUCAAAUUGCUGUGAAACACUUCCACGACAUCUCUAGAUUCCCGGCGCCGAGGGCCAGAGAUCCUCGAUUGCGCGACCCGUUGAAUUACGCGCGCUUUUUCGUGGGCGAACUCCUACCUUCUUCACAAAGAUGCAUCUACCUCGACACGGACGUUUUUGUGGAGAGGUCGCUGGCAGACCUCGAUGACGCCGCGCGACAGUUAUUUCAAGAGAAACCAAAUAGUGUCAUAGCAGCCGUGCCGCGGGACUUUAAAAAACCAUGCGACGGCGUCGUGAAUUGUAAAUUGCCCAUGGUAAGAAGUAGGGGCGAGAUGCACAGCUUUAACGCGGGCGUCGUCGUCUUCGAACUAGAUCGGUGGCGGUCGACGAAGCGCUUGGAUAGCGUCGCGCGCUGGAUCUCGAGGAAUGAAGUGUCACAGGGCAAGGUCUACAAGCUCGGUUCGAAUCCGCCCUUCGUGCUGGCGGUCGGCCCGGACCUCGUGAGAUUGGAUCCAAGGUGGAACUGCAUGCGGGGCAUCCACCGGCAGCACGCCCACAACACGCGGUGCUGGGGCGGCGCGUUCAUCCGCCACUACCCGGGCGGGGCGAAGCCGUGGGACGAGGUCGAGGUUACGCGGAAGCACCCGCCGGGCUGGGCGGCGCCCUGGCGCUUCCCGCGGCGGGAGACUUGUGGGAUCGAGUAAGUUGUAGCAAUUGA
This is a messenger RNA of Pelagomonas calceolata, 1183 nucleotides long. NCBI's taxonomy places the organism in Eukaryota, Pelagophyceae, Pelagomonadales, Pelagomonadaceae. The record is from the annotation of a GenBank genome assembly.